Orbicella faveolata is the source of this 3807-nucleotide messenger RNA. RefSeq lists its product as uncharacterized. Lineage: Eukaryota; Metazoa; Cnidaria; Anthozoa; Scleractinia; Merulinidae. Gene Ontology annotation, molecular function: flavin adenine dinucleotide binding; FMN binding; iron ion binding. The record is from RefSeq and is a predicted model, not a curated record.
CUUCUUGCAUUGCUCCAGGAACCUGUUUAAGCUUGGUUAGAAUCCUUGGCCAGUAGGAAUGAAGGCUCUGCAGACGAAGUUAAGCGAAGUUUUCAGUUUCCAAAGAAACUGUUUAGCUGCGUUUGCAAUUGUAAGUGAAAUCAGGGCGUUUUCAACUAGUACCAAGGCUUAUACUUGUUUAGAUUUCUUCCCACCGGUUGCGUCAACAUCACCUGCAGUUUACUCUCUUAAAUGGUCUUCCUAGUCUUCCUUCCUUUCAUAGAUCAAAUCCUUUACUGUCUUCCCCAUUUUAACAAAAAGUAAAAAAAAAAAAAUUCAGUAGGUGAGAAGUUACAAAUAUUUCGCCUUUUCUGCUCUCGUGCGAUCGAAGUUUUUCUGGGAUGUGAAUGGGUAAGACUACUUUUUUAUGCCUCAAGGAGCGACAUCAGCCAUGUCAGCUGCAAAACGUUGCCUAAUAGACUUAGCGACCCCCCAUUUCUUUUUGCUUUUUGGCAUAAGUUGAUCUUUACCUGCAAUUUUUGAAAAAAUUCUGAACGUGGGAACAUUUUGGGCCCGAAAGUCCUUAAUUAAGGUUGCCUAUUUAUUAUACUUUUGUUGUCGCUGUCUCGCUGACGUAUUCGUCGUUGCUUUGUUUUUUUGUUUUUUUGUCUUACUCUAUCAUAACUCGUCACAUCUAUUCAUUUAUCCUGAAUAAACCUUUAUUAUAUUGGAUUUUAUUGUGUUGUACGGGAAAAAAGAAAAGAAACGAAGCCCGUGAAUAACGCGACCGGGAGCAAUGACAAGUACUUGAAUUCGCAGUGUACAGCUCACCUGGGUGUAUAGCAAGCUUAGGUACCUGAACUGAAAAAAACUUUGUUGAGUUAUACCCAGUAAAACAAAAUAUGGUUGGAACGGAGACGAAAAAGUAAAUGACCCUCUGUAAGAUGUAAGCAUCUUUUGUUUGAAAGAGCAGAUGGACUUUGAACGUACUGGUUAUUUGCGUACAUGUCGCAAUUUGCGAAAUGCCGGCACAAGGACGUUCUGUCCUACCUGAAUUACCUGAAUGGCGUCGGUCGCGCGUAAUAUCAAAUACAGCAAAUCAGCACGGAGUGCUUGCGUCUGAACUGAAGAAAAAACUGAACCACUUUGAAUUUUUUUCUGCGGACACAAGCCCUCCACUGUGACAUUUGCUCUGUACUUUAUUCACAGGUGGCCCAAACACCUUGGCUGCCCUAAAUGUCAUUCAGUUGCGCGGAAACAGAACGUAAAUAAUUUAAAGUUUGUAUAGGAAUGUAACGAUCUGAUAUAUGACACACACAGUUCGAAAUAUGGAAAAGAAAUUCAAUAAGAAUGACUUGCUUCGACCAUUCUGUAUGCUACUUGUGUUUCGGUAGCGUUUUGGGGUUGUUUCAAAACAGUUCCAGGGAGUCAGUUUAGUUUCACCAGCUGUUUUCCUCGCGAUAUGUUAUGUAAACAGACUACACUGACUAGAAACACAGAAGAGAAGCUUACUGAAAUUCUUUUCCAUAUUUCGAACUUUUAUAAAUGAUCCGCGUUACUCUGGUUACUUUCCUGCAAAACUCUUAUAUUUACGAUGUUACGCAACCGGAGAAGCUUAGGAUACCCGUGCUUUAUAUUCCCGACCCGAUAAUAAACCCGCGUAAAAUAACGCGACAGUGGAAAUUCACCGCGCGUGAGGGCACGACAUGGAAAUUUACUGACUUAAGCAUUGCACAACAUACUGUGGAUGUUCAUACAGAAGAUUUUUGGAAUUGUAUAUAUCUAUCUGGUUGCUUUUAGUUGAAAUUUGUCUUUCCUCACUGUCCCAGCUCUUGGACCUCUCUGCGGAAAGAAAUGUAAAGACACCGCCUUAUUAAAGAAAACCGUGUUGAUCAUGGAAAUUUACUGUAGGACCAGCCAUAAAUAACCUCGCAUUUUUCUCCUGCAUGCCUGCUUGACGAAACCUUGAUAAGUGACCUCUCUGACUCUUUUGAGGAAAAUGGUCGUUACGCAAACGCCUAAUAGUUGCGAGGUCUUGCAUGACCAAGACCAAUAUCAACGUGAAAAUGAAAUUGAGAAUACUUUGUUAAUAUAUUGGCUAACUUGCAAAGGAAGGCCGCCAUUUUGAAUUAUAAGAAUGAAAAUCUUUCCUUGGACGCUUCUUUUUCAAGUUCGUGUACGUCUUUAUAAUCGCUCGACAUGAUUCGUUGUGCAUGCUAGGGGGUGCGAACCGGAAAAUUACUUGGUUAGUAUAAUCGCGUGCAAACAGUCUUCCUUCACUGCACGUAAAUGGUUUAUACAUAAAUGGUUUAUGAGUAAACAGUGUAGUUUGCAUUACACCGCCCGUACUGAGAAAUACAGGUAAUUAAAACAAGCUUAGUUGGGUAAAUUAAACAUUUAUUCUUACUUUUCAGUUUAGUUUUUUUAGUGUUUACAAAUCACCGGAAGUUAAUUUGAUUGGCUUGCUCUUCGUGAAAGAACACAUGCGUGCAACUCACGUGUAGCGCCAAAGUCCGAUCACUGCCUCCUAAACCAACAACAACCGUACACGCGACUUCUUCGUCUGGGCUAGAUCGCAGGCAGAGCGUGUACAAGUGUGUACAAUUAAUUUUAUGUUUUUCGUCGAAUUAUAAGUUGUUAUAGCACCAAAAGGAAUAACUCUAAGAAAGAAAUAUGGUGCGGCCGAAACACGGCUAUCCGCCGAAACAAGGGCUUUAUUCGCCGGAUUUUGAGAAAGAAGCAUGUGGAGUUGGAUUUGUGGCGAAAAUCAAUGGAGAGAAGAGCUUUCAGGUUUUGUCCGAAGCACUUACAGUGUUGGAGAGAAUGAAACACAGAGGAGCUGUUGGAUGCGAGGAGAACUGUGGAGAUGGUGCUGGAGUUAUGACGGGAAUUCCACAUGCCUUCUAUGAACGAGUUAUAGAGGAAGGUAAACUGGGAUUCACUUUGCCAUCAGCUGGUGAUUAUGCAACUGGAAUAUUCUUUAUUGACACUGACGCAAACAAGGCCAAAGUAUGUGAAGACAUGUUUGCAGGACUUGCAAAAGAAUGCCAAAUUGAGGUUCUAGGUUGGAGGGAUGUACCAUUUGAUAACAGCAUGAUUGGAAAAACUGCUGUGGAAAGUCAGCCACUAAUGAGACAGGUGUUUGUGACAAGCUCACUGGACCAGGAAACUUUCAAGAAGCAGGUUUAUCUCUUGAGAAAAAUGGCAUCAAAUAGGAUUGGUACAAAAAAUCGACGAUUUUACAUCUGCAGCUUAUCCUGUGACACAAUUGUCUAUAAGGGAAUGUUGAAACCAACACAGCUUAAAGGUUUUUUUCCUGAUCUACACUCUGAGGAUUACUGGACCCACUUUGCCUUGGUUCAUGGUAGAUUUUCAACAAACACAUUUCCAAGUUGGGAGAGAGCUCAUCCAAACAGAUAUCUAGCCCACAAUGGAGAGAUCAACACGAUAAGAGGGAACAUUAACAACAUGAACACAAGAGAGGGAACCAUGUUCAGCAAGUACUAUGGCAGCAACACACAAAACCUGUUUCCAGUUAUAGAAGCAGACCUGUCAGACUCUGGUUGCGUUGAUAAUGUGCUUGAACUUCUUGUCAUGGCAGGAGGCCGCUCACUUCCAGAGGCCAUAAUGACAAUGGUGCCAGAAGCUUGGCAAGGGAACAGUCUGAUGAGUAUGGAAAAACAACAUUUUUAUCGCUGGAUCUCCUGUACAAUGGAGGCGUGGGAUGGUCCUGCCUUGUUCACAUUCUCUGAUGGGCGGUAUAUUGNUAAAGUUACAGGUAUUGAACACAAUAAAACAAAGAAAAGAACCAGGAUAUUUAACAGUUAA